This is a messenger RNA of Limulus polyphemus (Atlantic horseshoe crab), 4841 nucleotides long. Its product is annotated as FYVE and coiled-coil domain-containing protein 1-like. The transcript is spliced from 15 exons. Gene Ontology annotation, biological process: positive regulation of autophagosome maturation; plus-end-directed vesicle transport along microtubule. Gene Ontology annotation, molecular function: metal ion binding. NCBI's taxonomy places the organism in Eukaryota, Metazoa, Arthropoda, Merostomata, Xiphosura, Limulidae. Gene Ontology annotation, cellular component: late endosome; autophagosome; lysosome. The record is from RefSeq and is a predicted model, not a curated record. Bases 97 to 4815 code for a protein of 1572 amino acids.
AGCCAUGGUAUUCAUGAUGGACUGAAGUUUGUGAAAUCUGUGCCAGAGCUUAAAACAUCCUUGGGGAAAGGCAGAGCCUUCAUUAGGUUCUGUUUGAUGCACAAAUGUCUGGCAGAUACUAUACAACAUUGCUGUUUGAAUGGAGCUGUAACCAGUGAUUGGUAUCAGGAAAGGUCCAUUCUUCUUCAGUUUGACCAAAGCUCAGAAUUAGUUUCUGUCCUUUAUGAUCUUCAUGAUGUCCACUUUGACCUGUCACCAAGAGGUCAUGACCUGGAUGUAUCAUGGCCAACAUUUUCAAGGAAAAUUUUUGGUGUGUCACAUCCCACAUCUUGGCGUCCUCCAAGCCGUAGCACUAGUAUUUCUAGUCUUACUAGUUUUGUUUCACAAAAUGAUUCAGUUUUAACCUCAAGUCCUUACAACGAACACCCAGUUGAUGUGUGUAGUAUAGAACAGUUGAAGCUAGAACUUUCUCGUUCUGAAGCAACCAAAUCGGAGCUAAUUACACAGGUAGAAGAGCUGACCAACAAAGAGGAAAACUUGCAGUUAACUUUGGCAAGACAACAACAGAAGGCUGAACAGGAAAGGCAACAUCUGCUGAGAGAAGUUAAGAACUUAAAGAAACACAAUAUUCAAAUUACUGAAGAGUUGAAACAAAACUGUGAAGAAUGGAGUAAAAAGGAACAAGAGUUUAAACAAAAUUGUGAAGAAUGGAACCAGAAAGAACAAGAAUUUAAAGAACAAAAAGAACAAUGGAAUCAUAAAGAACAAGAGUUUAAACUGCACUGUGAAGAAUGGAACCAGAAAGAACAAGAGUUUAAACUGCACUGCGAAGAAUGCAACCAGAAAGAACAAGAGUUUAAACAGCACUGCGAAGAAUGGAACCAGAAAGAACAAGAAUUUAAACAGCACUGUGAAGAAUGGAAUCAGAAAGAGCUAGAGCUUAAAGAACAAUUAACAGAUGCAAGAAACCUUGUCAACAAAUACUCUCAGCAGGUGGAGUUACUAAUGGUUCAACAGGAGAAUAAAGAUAAAUGUACAGAAAAAAAUUAUAUGGAUAUGAAAAUUCAAAUUACUAAUUUAGAAAAGGAAGUUUUGGCUAUGAAACAAAAAUCUAGUGAGAUUGAAGAAGAAUUAGACAAAGAAAGAGCACUUAAACAGGAGUUCCGUGAAACUGUAUCUUCUCUUGAGUUAGAAGUUGAAAGUCUGGAAAUGAAGCAAAAAGAAUUAACUGAAGAUUUGGACAAGCAGCUGAAAGAAAAUGAAGAUAAGUCCAAUUUAUUGGAACAACAAUCAGAAAAGUUAAAAAUACUGGCAGAGAAACUGCAAAUGAAAGAAAACACUAUUCAGAAAUUUGAAAGUGCCAAAAAUGAACUAAGUGAAAGGGUUCAAAGUGUAUUGAAUUCAAAUGAUCGUAUGAGAAACCUAAUGGAGGAAGUUGGAAAGGACAACACAGAAUUAAAAGCACAAUUAGCUUCUGAAAAGAAAAAAAACAGAGCUAAAAUGCACGAACUGGAAAAUAUUGAACGGACAAAACAUGAAUUAGAAAGUGAUAUUUUAUCAUUAAAGUCUAAACUUAAAAGUACACAAGAACUCUUAGAAAUAAAAGAUGAUGAAUUAAUAAGAUCCAAGUCAUCAGUUAGAGAACUGGAAGUUCGAUUGAAAUGUCUUUCCGAACAGUCUACAGAUACUCAGGUUUCUUCACUUGUGGAGAAACUCUCUGAUGUUGAAGAAAUGAACCGCAAGCUUAGGGAUGACUUAAAGUUACUUGGUAUUGAUCUUAAGCGUAAUAUUGAUGGCCAUUUACAAGAGAAGAUGCUUCUCACACAGCAGAUCUCAGAAUUAGAAAAGCAAAAGAAAGACUUAGCACUUGAACUGCAAAACAAAAACAAAAACUUUUCAGAAAAAGAAGGUAAUUUACAUAAAAUAUUACAGAAUGCCCCUUAUUUAGAAAGUCUUGUAGAAGAGCAAGAAAAUAUGAUUGAUAAGAUUCACAAGAGUGUUACUGCCUCUCUUCAGAAACAUCAGAGACUUUGUAGGCAGUUGAAUAUUGUACUAGAAGUGCUACACUUAAAGGAUAUUAUUGAAGAUAAUGAAGGUCAGAGCUCUUUAUCAUCUACAAUUUCUUUAAAGCCUUUUGCAGUAAUGGAGGAUAGAUGUCUAAUACCAAAUGAUAAAAUGUGUGACGAGAAAAUGUUAGAUGACAGAUUUUUACCCGUCAUUUAUACUCUCAAGCGAACUAUGGCAAAGCUAGAAUUCCUAGUGAAUCGAAACGAUGUGCUUCAACAAGAAUUAGAAAAGUCUUGUAACUUGAACAACAAGCUAAUUACAGCAGUAAAAGAGCAUCAGAGAAAAAUACGAGGUGUUUCCUAUGAACUUGAUGCCACUGAAAAUGUUGUUUCAGGCAUUAAAAAGGAGCAUGGUAAACUGCGAACUGCUGAAGCUAUUCUUAAGUAUGAACUUCAAGAAAAACGUAAACUUGUGGGAAAAUUACGGCAGCAGCUUCAAGCAACCAGAGAAGAUUGGAAUCGUGUGAGAAUUAAGAACUGUGAAUCAGAAACAGAAUGGCAUAGUCUUCGUGAGGAAUUUGCAAAGAGACAUAAACAGACAAGUGAAGAAAGUGGAUUUGUUGAAGAUAGCCGGAAUUCUGACAAUAGUACACCAUCAACUGAAGUACAGACAUCAGAUAAAGAAUAUCUCGUUUCUUUAUCCUCAUCUGUUGGUAGUGCAUCUAUGACAUCCCCUCAUAGUAGUCUUGAAGCUGAUCUGUCUGUUCCAACUUCUCCAGUUGAUGGAGCUAUAGGUGGUGAGGAGUUGUUACCCAAAGAUGAAUCUGGCCAGACAAAAAGCAGGUUAGAUGUUUUGGAAGAGCAGUGUCAACUGUUAUAUGUAAGUCUUGUGCAAAGUUCAAAGAGGAAUGAGUAUUUGAAAGAAAAGUUAGAUGCCAUUCUAGGAAAUUCAGAGACAGAGUCUGUACCAUCUGUGAAUAGUGAUACAGGAUGUGGGACAACAAAAUCUGAAAUGGUGGCUAUUCCAGAUGAUCCUAAUUUAAAUAUAAAAGAGAAUCUGCCAGAUAUUUCUUGCAGUGUCUUAAUGAUAGAACAAGUUGUUAGUGGUGAUGAAGUAGACACGAAAAGUGAAACCUCAGUCAUCACUGAUAAAGCUAGUGGUAUUGAGCAAGUUUUCCAUCAACAAAAUAUAACUUUACCAGAAACUGAUGAGGUUAGUGCAUGCAACGCAGAAGAGAAAUCUCCGGGAUUAUUAUAUGAUGAUGAAUUACCUGCCGUAGAAAACUACCAAGAAUAUAUAGUAAUUAAUACAAGAAAGAAUGCUUUACAGGACCUGGUACGUCGCUUGAAGAGUGAUAAAGCUCUUCAUGAAGCCCGAGAAGCUGACCUUAAAGCUCAAGUAGAACUCCUACAAGUUUCUAAAAAGGAACUGGAAAAGAAACUAGAAUUAUUUGAACAAGAAGAGAAUGCUGUUUCUUGUAAGGGAUCAGAUUUCAGGAAACAAGCAGAAUUUGUAUUUCAACAAGAAGUAGACAGCUUUAAAGACAAGGCUAGUGUGCUAGGAAAUGAAAGAACACAACUAAAUUUGAAGAUUGCUGACCUUGAGCAACAAGUAUUGGAAAGAGAUAAUACUGUUGAAAUCCUAAACAACAAACUAAAGGAGUUGAAUGAAGAGCUGGAAAGUGUACGAGGAACCCUAGAACAUGAGGUAUCCACACUGCGAUUUCAGCUGAGCACAGAAGCUUUGAAGUAUGAACAGACACAGAAGCAUUACUCAGAGCAGGAAACAGAGAUAUUAGAGAUGAAGAAAAAUAUGAAUAGUCAAGAGCAACUGAUUCUCUCUCUAGAAGAAGCAUUAACAGGAAUAAAGGAAGAGCGAGAAAUUGAAAAAGAACGACAGUGGGAAGAGUUGGAGGAGCUCAGUAUUACAUUGUCUACAAGAGAAGAAGAAUGUAUAACAUUGAAUGAGGAAGUGAGAAAGCUAACGAAAGAACUUGAUGAUGAAAAGGAGACUUCAGAGAUUCUUCGGUCAAAACUAGAAGAACAAAGGGCACAAAAUCAAGAUCUUGUUUUUAGACUCGAAACUGAACUUGUUCAAUUGAGAGGGGAUAAUGAGGUUUUGAAAAAGAAACUGAUUCAAUUAAUUAAAGAAAAAGACGCACUGUGGAAGAAAGCCCAGCAGUUGUCACACUUACAACGUGUCCAAGCAACAGAUCGAUGGAUGGCAGAUCAGGAAGUGCCAAGCUGUUUAGGAUGUAAAACAGUUUUCUCUAUCAUCGUGAGGAAGCACCACUGUCGUCUUUGUGGUCGUAUUUUUUGUCAUGGCUGUGUAAACAAUUGGAUGAUGACAACAGCAAGCAGUCGAAAGGCUCGGGUUUGUAACGAAUGCUACAUUCAACAUCUUCAGUUAGAGUCAGUCGUAAAAAGAAGUUCUCCUUCACCAUGCACUGUAGAAGAUAAUGAAGAUGAUGUUAAUCUCUCUCGAUCACCAUCUCAUUCAUUUGUGAACUCUAAACCUACAUGUAAAUUGAACACAGACACCCCUAACUCCAGCGUAUCAGAUAUUGUCAGUGUAACAUCCUUAUCUCUGCCUGCAAGUGAUGAACAGCAGCAGCUUUUGUAUGCCACCAAAGGCCAUUCUUUGAUGAGAAAUGGAGAUGAAGACAAUAAGUCACAGAAUUGUGUUGUAGAGGAUCCAAAUGGAGAUUUUUCUGUCAUCAGUGACGAAGAGAUAUGUCGCUCACUUUCUGCUUCCAGUCCAUACAAUACUUUCCUAGAGCAUUCAAGUGAAUCAAACCCAAGGUGCUAGCUAGUUUACUGUAUAUUAAUUCAAGA